Messenger RNA from Teleopsis dalmanni, 1049 nucleotides. RefSeq lists its product as uncharacterized. The record is from RefSeq and is a predicted model, not a curated record. The transcript has 4 exons. Lineage: Eukaryota; Metazoa; Arthropoda; Insecta; Diptera; Diopsidae. Bases 466 to 1014 code for a protein of 182 amino acids.
AAUGCGCAAGUCGCAUGACUGUUUGUGCUGCAAUUCGUUAGUUCUUCUGGUUGCCUUGGAAACAAAAAAUAAUAACAAACAACAAGUUACGUUUUUCACUUCACUUCCGGUUCAUUUAAAUUUUUAUUGUUUAACUAAUGUAAGAGAACAACAUAAAUGACCAAAGAUAGACCUAGUGUUUGGACCAAAUAGCUCGGAGCAUUAACGCCUUAUAACAUUUGCCUUAUUGUAACGUUCAAAAGAAAUUUAAAGAAAAUAAUGAAACGCAUUUAAAAAUAAAAAACAUUAAAUCGCAGUAAAUAAUUUGAUGUAACCGGAAACCAAAUAAAUAAAACAAUUGCAACCAGUUGCCUUUUUAUGUAAACUAAACUAGUCAAAACUCUAUAAAAAAUAAUCUAAAUUAUUAUAUAAAUCAAAUAUUUAUAUACUUACUAAUAUAUAACUAUAAGAUCGACAUCAACUAUUAUGACCACACGUUUAGCAACGCAGCGAAAUUUUUUAUUAAGAACUCCAACGGCAGUUGCAACAUCCGCUGGACGCUCUACUAUUAUAUUAGAUUCAUCGACAGAUUCGCCUGAAAUUAUCUCCGCCGAUGACGUGGCAGACCUUGCUACCGAAACAAUUUUAACCAGUUCUCAUAUCAAAAACGAAGAAAUUGCCAUCGAAACUGCUACAUCCGAUUCACAAAAUGCAGAAUUCAGUUAUUUGGAUGAAGACGCCGUUGUUGCUGCUGCCCAUUUGGAAGAUGUUAUGACACAGCAAAUUAAAAACACUGGCGAUCCAGAGGGGGUUGCUAUAAUAAGUGUUGUGGUUCCCAUGGAGGCAACUGAUUCGAAUAGCGAAACAAGCGCCAAUAUUUCCGAUUUAAGUGCAAUUAAAGAUAAUGUAAAUCUAACCCAAGUAGCGAACGGACAAGUAACCUUAAUGCAAGCCCAACCAAGUGAGAGUGAUGACGCUACGACGCAGUACAUAACAGUAACAGGUGAAUUAAAAAAAUAUCUUUACAUAAUAUAGUUUGAUAUAGUUAGGUGAAUUAUCUAUAUAUAAUA